UCACUGCGAGACCAGCAGCACGCUCAUAAACACUCGCGAGCCACGCGAAUUUAAAAGCCCUGCGACAUAAACUCAUCACAUGCUCGAGCAAGUCUCACACAUCUGAGAUAUUUUACAAGAAGUUGGUGGAUUAUCGGAGUAACUGGGGAAGUUAUGCUUUUUCCCGUGACCAUCGCAAAAGCUUAAAAAUGAAUCCUCAUUGCGCGCGCUGUGGGAAAAUCGUCUACGCAACAGAGAAAGUGAACUGCCUGGACAAGUAUUGGCACAAAGGAUGCUUCCAUUGUGAGGUGUGUAAAAUGACCCUCAACAUGAACAACUACAAGGGAUAUGAGAAGAAGCCCUACUGCAACGCGCACUAUCCAAAACAGACCUUUACAAUUGUGACAGACACCCCUGAGAACCUGCGGCUGAGACAGCAAAGUGAGCUCCAAAGUCAGGUCAAGUACAGGAAGGAUUUUGAACAGAGCAAGGGUCGGGGGCUCAAAUUUGUCUUGGACACUCCAGAGCUACAGAGACUGAGGAAGGCCCAGGAUCAGAUCAGUAAUGCAAAGUAUCAUAAGGAUUUUGAGGUGUCAGGUUUGCAUGGGGUCACUCAGGGGACCCGUGGGUCGUACCUGGUACGGGCUCAGAUGACACCUAACCAUGAGACGGUGGGGAACAGCACACACAAGGGUGUCCAUCAGUACAUCAUGGAGAUGGAUCGAAGACCUGGCGUCAUUGUGGCACCUGUUCUCCCUGGUGCAUACUAUCCCAGUGGCCACAGCCGGGGACACAGCUACAUGCAUCAGACCAGCAUGCAUUCACUGAGGUCAGUGCAGCUGAGGUCACAACACAUGGGCUUGACGGUGUACAGGGCCCUGUAUGACUACACAGCGCAGGAUUACGAUGAGGUGUCAUUCCGGGAUGGUGACAUCAUACAGAAUGUGCAGCCCAUUGAUGAAGGCUGGAUGUAUGGAACGGUGCAGCGGACGGGAAAGUCUGGUAUGCUGCCUGCUAACUAUGUAGAGGGCGUUCGCUAGCUGUUCUUUUACUGAACCACAUAUUUGAAUUGUCAUUAAAGGGUUAGUUCACCCAAAAAAGAAAAUUAGCCCAUACAUUACUUCCCUUGAAGUCAUCCUAGGUGUAUGUGACUUUCUUUUUUCAUACGAAUCCCGUCAGUUAUUAAUCAAUAUUUUAAGCUGUUUGAUGUCACUCAGCGGGUGUUGCACUCCAUCGGUUCAUGAGAAGUUUAAUAAAAAUCACAUCCAUUAAAAAAAAAAAAAAAAAAGUGUCUCGCAUGUGACGAACAGAUGCGUUUUUGUAAGAAAAACAACCAUAUUCAAAUAGUAAUGAUCACUUUAAUCUAGCUUGUGCUCUCUUUUGUAAACCAGAAGCAGUUCCAGGGGAAUGAUGUAUGAGGUCAGUGGUGCGCAUGCGCCGAUGAGUUUCGUGAAAACCAAUGUUUGUUAACAGGAGCAAAAUGAAACCAGUCUCCUUUUUGGUUUAUAUCGAAAUACUCCCAAAAAUUUUUUCAUAUCCUCGUUUUCUACUUCUAAUUAGUUACCACUGUUUUGUUUUUAUCUCGCCACUGAGUAAUUUAUGGCAUAAUUUUAAUUUUUGGCUGAACUAACCCUUUAAAUGGUACAGGUACAGCUCUAUUUUAAUAGUGAAAAUUGUUCCAUUGUUUAUAAUGUUUUAUUUCUUAUUUUGUUAUUCUGAACGUCCAGUGUAAGUGUAUGUACUCUACUGUUCAAAAGUUUGUUGUCUGUAAGCUUUAUUAUUAUUUAUUUUUUAAUGAUUACUUUUAUUCAGCAAGGAGGAAUUCAUUUGAUGAAAAGUGACAGUAAAGACAUAUACAUUGCUGUAAAACAUUUCUGUCUUGAUCUUUUUAAAAUUUCUAUACAUAAAAAAAGUCCUAAAAAUAAAAUAAAAAACCCUUCACACCAGCACAACCGUUUUCAACAUUGUAAAUAAAAAAUAAAAUUCAGCUUUACAUCACCGGAAUAUUACAUUUUAAAAUAUUCAAAUAGAAAAGUUAUUUUAAAUGCUUUUCACUGUAAUUUUUAUCAAAUAAAUGCAGCCUUGGUGAGCAAAAGAGGCUUCUUUCAAAAACUUCAAAAUCUCUUGCGACCCAGACUUUGGAAAGGUAUUGUAUGUUGAUGUAAUAAUUUUCUACCAACAUGGUAUUUACUUUGAAAUAAAUGUUAAAUGUACAAAAUGUAUAGAGGAUUGUCAAGAGGAUUUUACCACUUAAAUAUGAAAGAGAGCAUUAUUUUUUAACAGCAUGUUGCCUUGUAAAACAUGAAUGUGUAAACCGUUCUGCACAAUGUAAAUGAAAUGUUCCACUACAACCAAAACUGCAUUAAAACAUGACAUAUCUUACCCACUGUCA
Messenger RNA from Carassius auratus (goldfish), 2371 nucleotides. RefSeq names its product LIM zinc-binding domain-containing Nebulette-like. The record is from RefSeq and is a predicted model, not a curated record. The coding region runs from base 189 to 1019 and encodes 276 amino acids. Gene Ontology annotation, molecular function: actin filament binding. Gene Ontology annotation, cellular component: focal adhesion. Lineage: Eukaryota; Metazoa; Chordata; Actinopteri; Cypriniformes; Cyprinidae. The transcript has 7 exons.